AUGUUGAUGCUAAAGAAGUGGAGAAGGUCACAAAACACCUUAGAGAGGGAUGGGAAAUGGAAAGUCAAAAGCGAAAGGUGGGAGACAAGAAGAGAUCUGCCCAAGGAAAAUAAGCCAAGGAAUGUGCAGACGGGUAAGGGAACCAUCCAAGACCGACAAGUCAGGCAAAAAUGGGAGGAGCCCAGGACGUUCACCCCUUUAAACACCCCAUGCGCGAAGCUAUUGAUGGAGAUACAAGAUAUGAAGGAGCUUGAAUGGCCGAGGCCCAUGGUAAUGCUACCCGCAAGAGAAACCAAGGCAGAUAUUGUUAUUUCACAAGGAUCACAGGCACGAUACGGAAGAGUGCCUGCAGCUGAAGGAGGAGAUCGAGCUGGAGGACUGCCCCCGCCUAGGGCGGGAGUGAUAAACGUGAUUGCAGGAGGUGGAGAUUCAAACUCAGCAAGGAAAAAGUACACACGUUCUCUUGGGAUCUGUUCCAUCCAAAGGAAAGCGAGGUUUAGUCAGAACAACACUUUUGGCGAGGAGGAUUUGGUGAGCGUAGCCCACCCCCAUGACGAUGCCUUGGUGAUAGUAGGCGACAUAGCUGAUUUUGACGUCAAGAGGGUGGUAGUUGAUGGGAGAAGCACUGCAAAUGUACUUACAUGGGAUGCUUUUUUGGGCUUAAAGAUCCCCCCUAACAAGUUGAAAACAGUAAUCACCUUCUUACAGAGCUUUGGAGGGGCCACGGUAAUUCGAGAAGGGACCGUAGAACUCCCUGUCACGCUUGAGACAUAUCCGACCGCUGUAGUAAUCGUUGCAAGCUUCUUAGUUGUAAAAACUCCCAUGGCCCAUAAUGCGAUCUACGGUCGGCUAUUGCUGAACGCAACUGAAGCCAUCCCCUCGACCUAUCACCAAGUCAUGAAAUUCCCAACCAGCAGGGGAGUCGGGUGUGUGCGAGGGGACCAGCAAGCAUCCAGGAAAUGA
Messenger RNA from Olea europaea var. sylvestris, 963 nucleotides. RefSeq lists its product as uncharacterized. The record is from RefSeq and is a predicted model, not a curated record. The coding region runs from base 1 to 963 and encodes 320 amino acids. The transcript has 2 exons. Lineage: Eukaryota; Viridiplantae; Streptophyta; Magnoliopsida; Lamiales; Oleaceae.